This is a messenger RNA of Umbelopsis ramanniana AG, 773 nucleotides long. RefSeq lists its product as uncharacterized. The coding region runs from base 195 to 677 and encodes 160 amino acids. Gene Ontology annotation, molecular function: protein binding. The transcript has a single exon. The record is from RefSeq and is a predicted model, not a curated record. Lineage: Eukaryota; Fungi; Mucoromycota; Umbelopsidomycetes; Umbelopsidales; Umbelopsidaceae.
UCAACUAUAUGAGUCCUCCUCCUUCUUAUGAACAGCUCUGUCGUUCUAUCGCUUGAAGGGGUCCUGUUCCCUAGUCUUGGCAUGCCCAAUUUCAUUGCCUUCAUUUAUUGGCCCAUGUAACACAGGGCUUCUUGUUCCUAUACACUUCAGGUUUCCUUUCUACCAUUCGUUAAAUUCAAACCAGCUGUCUUUCCAUGACGGCUUCAGUGGCUCCAUUCACCAUGGACUUCAUUCAUCCUCCAAUUCCCGGCCAAGUACAUCAGUACUAUGGUUCUAUCCACAACACACAGUUACUUCUUCCGGCCAUUACGGACCAUACCAGCCCUAAGGUUUCGCCGAAGCCAAAACCUAAGCCAAAGCGCGAAUCAACAUCCCUAUAUACUGCUGCUUCCAAUGGCAAUUUACAAAAGUUGAAGGAGCUGUUAAACGAGAACAACAAUGUCAACCAGGAUCAACCCAUUACAGGUUUGACUUUGCUGCACUUUGCUGCAUCACGCGGUCACUUGGAAGUAACGCGAUCCCUAUGCGAAGAGUAUGGGGCUUUGACUGAUAUUGAGGAUAGAGAAGGAGAGGUAAAUAAGGGCUUUGAUUUUGUGAAUAAUAGGCGAAAUCUAUCGCGUUACAUAUAUUUCAUACAGGAUCAGUCAUUUCUCAUUUUUCUUUUCUUUUUUGCAUAGACGGCCUUGCUGAAAGCUGCAUAUAAUGGUCAUUUUACAGUGGUCCAAUACCUGGUUCAAGACCAUCAUGUUAAUAUUCAUCACAAGGAUAAAGAC